GCACAUGCACGCCUGGCCGCUGCGAGCUCCUGGGCUCUUACCUGCGGGGGAAUUCACCUUGUCAUUGCCUGGGCUGCCUCCCAGCCGCUACAACAGCAGAAAAGCUGUGUUCUCAAACACCGAAGAGGUCUGGCUUUCUGGGGGUGAUUCUGGGACACUGAAGUGCAAAGAAGAGACACUCCUAGAGAAGUAAAAUAUGACUAAGAGCAAUGGAGAAGAGCCCAGGGUGGGAGGCAGGAUGCAGAGAUUCCAGCAAGGAGUCCGUAAACGCACGCUCUUGGCCAAGAAGAAAGUGCAGAACAUCACAAAGGAGGAUGUUAAAAAUUACCUAUUUCGGAAUGCUUUUGUGCUGCUCACCGUCACUGCGGUCAUUGUGGGUACAAUCCUUGGAUUUGGACUCCGAUCUUACAAAAUGAGCUACCGGGAAGUCAAGUACUUCUCCUUUCCUGGGGAGCUUCUGAUGAGGAUGUUACAGAUGUUGGUGUUGCCACUGAUCAUCUCCAGUCUGGUCACAGGAAUGGCGGCCCUAGACAGGAAGGCGUCGGGGAAGAUGGGCAUGCGAGCUGUAGUCUAUUACAUGACGACCACCAUCAUUGCCGUGGUGAUUGGCAUCAUCAUCGUCAUCAUCAUCCAUCCCGGGAAGGGCACAAAGGAAAACAUGCACAGAGAAGGCAAAAUUAUGCAAGUGACAGCCGCAGACGCCUUCCUGGACUUGAUCAGGAAUAUGUUCCCUCCAAAUCUGGUGGAAGCCUGCUUUAAACAGUUUAAAACCAACUAUGAGAAGAAAAGCUUCAAAGUGCCUGUCCAGUCCAACGAAACGCUCAUUGGCGCUGUGAUAAACAAUGUGUCAGAGGCCAUGGAAACUCUUUCAAGGAUCACAGAGGAAAUGAUCCCAGUUCCAGGCUCUGUGAACGGGAUCAAUGCCCUGGGACUGGUUGUCUUCUCUAUGUGCUUUGGUUUUGUGAUUGGAAACAUGAAGGAGCAGGGACAAGCCCUGAGAGACUUCUUUGAUUCUCUGAAUGAAGCCAUCAUGAGAUUGGUAGCCGUGAUAAUGUGGUACGCCCCUCUGGGCAUCCUCUUCCUGAUCGCAGGGAAGAUCGUGGAGAUGGAGGACAUGGGAGUGAUCGGGGGCCAGCUCGCCAUGUACACCGUCACUGUCAUCAUCGGCUUGCUCAUCCACGCCGUCAUUGUCCUGCCCCUCCUCUACUUCUUGGUAACCCGGAAAAACCCCUGGGUUUUUAUCGGAGGGUUGCUGCAAGCGCUCAUCACAGCCCUAGGCACCUCCUCCAGCUCUGCCACCCUGCCCAUCACCUUCAAGUGCCUGGAAGAGAACAACAACGUGGACAAGCGUGUCACCAGAUUCGUGCUCCCGGUGGGGGCCACGAUUAACAUGGACGGGACCGCCCUCUACGAGGCUUUGGCUGCCAUUUUCAUCGCUCAAGUUAACAACUUUGAGCUGAACUUUGGACAGAUUAUUACAAUCAGCAUCACAGCCACGGCUGCCAGUAUUGGGGCAGCUGGGAUUCCUCAGGCAGGCCUGGUCACCAUGGUCAUCGUGCUGACAUCCGUGGGCCUGCCCACCGACGACAUCACCCUCAUCAUCGCGGUGGACUGGUUCCUGGACCGCCUGCGCACCACCACCAACGUGCUGGGAGACUCCCUGGGCGCCGGCAUCGUGGAGCACUUGUCCCGGCACGAACUGAAGACCCAGGACGUGGAGAUGGGUAACUCCGUGAUCGAGGAGAACGAAAUGAAGAAACCCUACCAGCUGAUUGCCCAGGACAGCGAAACUGAGAAGCCCAUCGACAGUGAAACCAAGAUGUAGACUCGCAGAAUGAAAUGCUUUCCUGAGCACCAGGUGUUUGGAAACCACGACAAAACGUUUCCAUCUUGUUACAACGAUUCUCUCCCCUUUGCCCCUUACCUCCCUCUUCCUCCCAGCUCUGGUAGGAUCUGGAAGUGUGCAUCCAAAACCAAGGGAGGAUUUUGCAGCGGCCAAAAUGUAAUGUUUUCAUCCCACAUUUGAAAGUUUUACGUCAUUUCAUGUUAGUCUUACGGAAUAAGGUACUGAGAUCAAAAAUAGUCUUGAUCAGAUUUUGCAAGUUUAUGUGACACACAAUCCUUUAAAUGUGAUUUUUUUUUAUAUAAGUUAAAGAGUCAAAUAGUAGGCUAAAAACAUGCUUUUAAAUCAACUUUCAAAAUUUAAAAAUCC
Molecule: messenger RNA, 2212 nt
Organism: Molossus molossus (Pallas's mastiff bat)
Lineage: Eukaryota; Metazoa; Chordata; Mammalia; Chiroptera; Molossidae
Gene: SLC1A3
Product: solute carrier family 1 member 3
Exons: 10
Coding region: 197-1825 (542 amino acids)
Biological process (GO): D-aspartate import across plasma membrane; L-aspartate import across plasma membrane; L-glutamate import across plasma membrane
Cellular component (GO): plasma membrane
Molecular function (GO): glutamate:sodium symporter activity; neutral L-amino acid transmembrane transporter activity; L-glutamate transmembrane transporter activity
Source: RefSeq, a predicted model, not a curated record